Molecule: messenger RNA, 486 nt
Organism: Saprolegnia parasitica CBS 223.65
Lineage: Eukaryota; Oomycota; Saprolegniomycetes; Saprolegniales; Saprolegniaceae
Exons: 4
Coding region: 1-486 (161 amino acids)
Molecular function (GO): protein binding
Source: RefSeq, a predicted model, not a curated record
AUGGCUGCCGUGAUUGCCGAAGCACUGGCGAUGAUCCAGAGCCAGUCGCCGCUUCUGUCGGCCGACGGCAUCAGCAAGAUGGGCCAGAUCACCUUCAACCAGCCGCUUCACAAGGUCGAGGCCGGCAAGCUCGGUGUGAUUGCCGCCAUCGUCGAGGCCAUGAAGCGCUCGAUAGACAACGGAUCCAUGCAGGAAGACGGCUGCCGCGUCUUGCGCAACAUCGCCUUUCAAUGCGAGUCCAAUUUGAACCUCGUCCAGAGCCAGGGCGCGAUCGCGGCUGUCGCUGAGGCCCUCCACCGCCACAUGACCAACGACGCUGUUGUCGCCGAGGGUUUCUGGGCGCUCGUCGUCUUUUGCGCCAACCAUCAUGGCAACACGCUCGUGGCCAAAGAGCUGGUGGCCAACGUCGCUGCGAUCGCCGCGCACCACACGUCCAACGCAGAGAUUCAGAAGAAGGCCAUGUUUCUCGGCAUGCUUUUUGCAUAA